AACCCCUUUGGCGUCUUCUCUCUCCUCCUCUGUUUAUUUAGAAACCGGCUUCCAUCACAUCCCAAUCCUCUUUCUCUAUCUCACCAACUCUCAAAAACAGAAACCAAUUUCAGGUUAAGCUUCUCCAAUCCCUUUCCAUGGCCUCACCCACCCUGAAGCUCCUCUGCUUUCUCCUCCUCCCCUUCCUCUCCCUGAACCUCCCCUCCUCUUACUCCCAAAACUUCAUCUACAAUGGCUUCCAUAACUCCAACAUAACCUUAACAGGCUCAUCACAGAUCAAAAGAAGUGGGAUUCUUCAACUAACCAAUGUUACAUCGAGGCUCAUCGGCCGUGCCUUUUACCCUGAACCUCUCCGAUUUAAGAAUUUGAAUUCUGUUUCCUCUUUCUCCACCUCCUUUGUCUUCACAAUUGUGCCGAUUAUCCCAACUAAAGGUGGCCAUGGCCUGGCCUUCAUAAUAUCUCCGUCUACGUCCUUCAUCGGUGCUCUUCCGAGCCAAUACUUCGGCCUCUUCAAUGCGCAAACCAUCGGUAACUUAUCGAACCAUGUCUUCGCCGUUGAAUUCGACACGGUUCAAGACUAUGAGUUUGGGGAUAUCAAUGACAACCAUGUUGGGGUUGAUAUAGACAACCUUAAUUCAACAGUGGCUGAACCCGCUUCUGUCAAAUUGGCCAGAAAUGGCACCAUAACCGCCACAAAUGUGAGCUUACAAGGUGGCAAGCCAAUUCAAGCCUGGAUCGAAUACAAUUCACCUUCGAAUCUACUCAACGUAACACUUUCUUUGACUUCUGAUAAACCUGAAAUCCCCUUGAUCUCGACCACGAUUGAUCUCUCUUCAGCCUUCGAAGACUACAUGUAUGUUGGUUUCUCCUCUUCUACUGGCCUUUUGUCUAGUUCCCACUAUCUCUCAGGCUGGGCUUUUAGAAUGAAUGGCCAGCCGCAACCCCUUUUCCUUUCUCAUCUCCCUCUUCUCCGAGACACAAAGAAUAUCGCGCGGAGCAAAGGUUUCAUAAUUGGGGUCUCAAUUUCUGCAACUCUUUUGGUUUGUGCUGCCAUUGCAGCUUCUCUGUAUAUAGCAUGGAAAUUGAAGCGAGCAGAUGUUAUCGAAGAAUGGGAGUUGACCUAUGGCCCUCAUAGAUUCUCUUACAAAGAGCUUCGAAUGGCAACUCGAAGUUUUAGCAGCAAAGAGUUGCUAGGAUUUGGUGGAUUUGGAAAAGUUUACAGGGGAGUUUUACCGGGCUCAAAGACCAUGGUUGCAGUCAAGCGUGUUAGCCAUGAAUCGAAACAGGGAUUGCGCGAGUUCGUGGCCGAGAUCGCCAGCAUCGGACGCAUGAGGCACCGCAAUGUGGUUCAAUUGCAGGGGUGGUGUAGACGAAGGGGCGACCUACUGCUUGUGUAUGACUACAUGCGAAAUGGUAGCCUUGAUAAAUACAUCUUCGAGCCAGAAGAAGGCUCUGUAUUGAAAUGGGCCCAGCGCUACAAGAUAAUCAGAGGCGUGGCAGCUGGGCUCUUGUAUUUGCACGAGGAAUGGGAGCAGGUGGUGGUGCACAGAGACGUGAAGGCGAGUAAUGUAUUGUUGGACGCUGACAUGAAUGGAAGACUAGGUGACUUCGGGCUAGCUCGACUAUACGAACACGGGGCAAAUGCGCACACCACUCAUGUUGUAGGAACCCUUGGGUACCUUGCGCCUGAGCUCACACGCACAGGGCGAUCGACCACGAAGACUGAUGUCUAUGCUUACGGUGCUCUCCUUUUAGAGGUGGCUUGCGGGCGAAGGCCAAUCGAGGCCAAGGCCCCCCCGGAUGAGAUGGUAUUGGUAGAGUGGGUGUGGGAGUGCCAUGCAAAGGGGCAGAUUGUUAUGGCGGGGGAUUGGAGGUUGAGGGGAAUGUAUGAUAGGGGUGAGAUGGAGGCAGUGUUACGUCUUGGACUUGCUUGUUCGAGUUCAGCACCAGAGGGACGACCUAGCAUGAGGCAGGUUGUGCAGGUGCUUGAUGGGGAUGCUCCAUUGCCUGAGCUGGGGUUGGGGGAGGUUAAUAAUGAUAAUGCUAGCAGUAGACUGUACGAUGAGGACUAUGUGCACUCGUAUACUUUGUCGACGGAUCAAGGGUCAUUCGAGUCGAGGGCCGGAGGGAGCACCGGGGGCGGAGUGCCUUUGUCACCACUAGCGUUGUUGUCUGAGAGGGCCGGAUUAUGAUAACCGUUGUGUACAGUUUUGUUUGAUUAUGUUUCGUUUUGCCUAGUUUUGCCCUUUCAUUCUGUAACAAUGUUUUUUUUUUGGUUUUUUGUUUUUUUAUUUUUUUGUUUUUGAGUUAAUUGCUAUAUCCGUCUAUCUUUUUUGAGAUACAUACUAUAUAUUUGGCGUACCUGUAUAGUAUGAGGAAUCUGGAAUUGGCCUGAUUUUU
Molecule: messenger RNA, 2400 nt
Organism: Amborella trichopoda
Lineage: Eukaryota; Viridiplantae; Streptophyta; Magnoliopsida; Amborellales; Amborellaceae
Product: L-type lectin-domain containing receptor kinase S.4
Biological process (GO): protein phosphorylation
Molecular function (GO): protein kinase activity; ATP binding; carbohydrate binding
Source: RefSeq, a predicted model, not a curated record